Dromaius novaehollandiae (emu) is the source of this 7235-nucleotide messenger RNA. It is a transcript of the gene ARMH4, whose product is annotated as armadillo like helical domain containing 4. The record is from RefSeq and is a predicted model, not a curated record. Lineage: Eukaryota; Metazoa; Chordata; Aves; Casuariiformes; Dromaiidae. The transcript is spliced from 8 exons. Bases 151 to 2430 code for a protein of 759 amino acids.
CUAACCAAACAGUUCCCUUCAAAUGAGAAAGCUGUUCUCUUGCUGUCUUGUGAUGUCUGAAUGUUCUUAACUGGCCCUUGCUACAGGGGUGAGUGAGGUCUUGUGUUCUGGAAUUUCUGCCCUGCAAACUUUGCACAUCUCUUCUCAGCUAUGAGUAAAUUAAUAGGAUUUCACAUCUGUGUGGUUGCCUGCAGCAUUGUGCUCUUAUCCUCCAGUCCGCCAUGCCUUGCAUCUCAGAAACUGGAGAAGAGGGACAUGACAAAGCUCCAGCCUGGCCCAUGGGCAGGGAAUGGGGUAGAAGAUGAAGGGACAAGCUUGUCAAACUUGAAAAAUAUCCUGGACCCCUCUGAGCAAACAGUCUCUGAAGAGCCAUCUGGAGUGUCAAAGUCAUCUGAGAUGCCUUUAAGUGAAGCCUUCACUGCUGAAAGAGAAAUACAGCCUGUGAGCCCAAGUCAUGUCUUCUCAAGCAGUUGGAGCCUGGGUGUUUACACCCCUGCUGUAGCAGUGACUUCUACAGAAGAGAAGGAACUUGGUCCUGUGAAGUCAGAGAAGGAGCUGAAUGAAAAUGGUGAGCUCAAGGCCAUGCUAACCACAGCUGUGACCACACUGAAUCCUUCCAUUGAGGAGGAAUCUGUCAGUAGCCCUGUUAGCAAGACCACUGCAGAGGAUAGUGCUGAAGUAGAGCAUAGCUUUGCCAGCCUCCUCGCAACUGUCAUGGAAAGCAGAUUUGCUACAGCAGAGAAGGCAAAGAGUAGCUGGGGUUUCUCAACUGCAUCCGAACUCCCCAGUGAGCAGAUGCCCACUCUGCACCCCAGCACUCCAAAUCUGGAAGUGACAAGUGACUAUCCUGUCAUCCCCACUCCCCAGCCUCCAAGUGUGGGCUCUGAAGCUUGGACACCAAGAGCAAAUAUGGGGAGCCCUCUGCAGAUGCUGACUGCACCAGGAUAUGUUGCUGCAAAACCCCCUCUUGCAUCUGCUGAGGCUUCCCUCCCUCUUGAAGCAGAAAUGGAUGGUAGGCAAGGAGAGCUGCCUGUCACAGCUAGCACUGUCACCAUCCACCCAACUGUCUCUGUGCCACCUGACUGGGAUGACACAAAACUAGGAAAUAUAAGUCAAGGGGGAAACAUGCAGCAUGAGGAGAUGAGAGAGGGCCAAGUGGCAACAAAACCGUCUCAGACACCACAGGGGGAUGUGGGGGAGGAAGAGGAUGUGACAAGAGUGCUGCCAUCCCCAGUAUCUGCUCCACCAACUCCUGUGAUUGCCAAGGAGAGCAACUGUACAGCUCUGGUGUCAGCGCAGGAGGAGGAAAUGCCAGUAUCUUUCACAGGCCACGAUGAUGUUUCUCUCACUGUGAACUUGACAGGAAUGGACACAUCUGAUUUAAACUCUCUGGAAAAUACAGACACAGUCACAGCAGAGGAGAGGAAAAGCACUGCUCUGUCAUUGCCAGAGACCAUUGCUGUGGUGACAGAUACAAAAUCUGAUGUCCUUCCUACUCUGGGAAGCUCACUGGAAGGUGUUACUCAGGAGAUGACGACAGCUCCCCAGGAGGCUGAUGAUACUCCAUCAGUUGUGAUGUUGGCACCUGUUGCUACCCAGGGAACUGGAGUGGCAAGCCUUCCUUGGGAGGAAAGUAGGAAGGAUACCCAGAUGCCAGCUGUUCCUAGUGCCACCCAGAUGUUGACAGCAACUGACACUUCUUCCACAGCAAAAUCUCCAGAUGUUGAAGACUUCACAGAUGUGGUCCCAGUCACCAGUGAGGAGGCUGUUCCACCUCCUGGUGGUUUAUCUGCUACCCAGUCUGGACAGACAGAGGAGCCAUCCAGCGGAACUGUGGUGCUGGCGACUCCAGCAUCAAUGGCCUCUUCUGUCAGGAGGACAGCUCUUCCAUCUGUGAGGAAGAUCAGUACGGCUGUAACCUACGGGCUGGACCGGCUGGAGUCGGAAGAGGGUGAGGAGGAGGAAGAGGAUGAAGAGGAAGAAGAAGAGGAGGAAGAGGAAGAUGAGGAGGACAAAGACAUAGACUCGAUGGAUGAAAGCAUGGAGGGUGACACCGAGCUGCCAGGUUUCACGCUUCCGGGUGAGACCUCCCAGGAGCCCCUAGCUGGUCUGGAGAACCCUGCGGCCCAGCUGGCUGGGGUGUCCUAUCAGGUUCCAGACACCAUCGAGUGGGAGCAGCAGAACCAGGGUCUGGUGAGAAGCUGGAUGGAGAAGCUGAAAGAUAAGGCAGGAUACAUGUCGGGAAUGCUGGUUCCUGUGGGAGUCGGGAUAGCUGGAGCCCUUUUUAUCCUGGGAGCACUCUACAGCAUUAAGAUCAUGAAUCGCCGAAGGAGAAAUGGCUCGAAGAGGCACAAAAGAAAGCAGAGGGAAUUUAACAGCAUGCAGGACCGAGUGAUGCUCUUAGCUGACAGCUCUGAAGAUGAAUUUUGAGUCGAACUGCAGAGCCGUUGUGAUAUCCAGUGACUUUUCAAGCGAGGGAGGGGGAGAAAAAGGACAACCGAAUUUCUGCUGCAUUACUGCUCUCAGCCACGCAGAGCCACCGAGCAGUGGCUGGUACCACCCUGGCGAAACGGCAUGCUCUAUUCUACAUGUAACGCGCAGUGAUGUUUGUUUUGAUACAGUAGUGAGAUUUCACAUUCGCGCCGGCACCUCAUUCAGAUCCACAGCACACAUUGCUACAGCUGGAGCUGAUACAUAUGGAUGAUUAUUUUCCUAUUAUCCUGGUAUACUCUCUCGGUUCUGGCUGGCAGUAAUCGAAUCAUAAUGAUAGCUCUCACCUAAUUGGCGAAUGGAAAUCUUUACUAUGAAUGACUACUGUCCAAUUUGUUGAUUUUUAAAUGUUACAUUAUCUGAGCUAGAGUUCAUUAGUGCUAAAAUUAGCUGCUCUGCUUAAUUAUUGAGUUAUACACUUGAACUAUAUCCCUUGUCAACUGAGAAGUGCCCAAGUGCAGUGUUGUUAAUACAGUUUGAAACACAUUUCUAUACUCUUUUACCCAAUUCUCACCUGUUCUUUCCCAAAUCCUCCCUCCAGCUGUUUCAUGCUUCUUGGAAACAUACAGGAAUGGCCUCAACACUUGAUUCACAACAAAAACCUUAGUCCAUUUUCAACCAGCACUGUCUGUUACAGCACAAUAAAUACCAGUGCACACAUACCGAUGGAUAGUCUUGCAUGGAUCUCUUAGCUUUUUUUCAGUGUGCGAAUAGGUGACAGAAAAGGCAGGUUCAGCUGGCUCCUGUCUGAAGGCACUAGUUACUGGUUCACCUCUUUCACAAGGCUGCGUUCACAUAGAGAUAAAAGCGAAGCAUCUGUCUCCUUUCCCAACUGGUAAUUGCAUUUUCAGCCACUGAAAGCUUCAUGAACAGCAGCACCUUUGAGAGAUCUGAUGGAUGUCAGAUCCUGUCUCCAUACAACCAAGUGCAGAAAGGUGUUGAAGCCUGCAGAGCUGGUGGCUGUCAGUGUCAAGGGCUUCAUGGCUAAUAGAGGGAUAGUCAUAAUUCAGCCAGCAGGCACAGCUGGAGUGACAUCUGUAAAAUGGUCAAGUUGGGGAACAUCUGGCCAAAGGGGAAGGGUAACUGAAACCGUAGGACAGACAUCUGCACAGGGCUGUGGAGAUGAAGCCUUGAAGGUAGGACUAGAGGCGGCAUGGGAUGAGGGCAACAUGUAGCAGAUGGAGACAGACAGGGUCUGAGACGUGGCUGUAAUCAAGCAGGGGUAAUUAGUCACUGUGCACAGGAAUGCUGUAAAAAUAGCUAGAAAAAAGGGCUGUAUUACCUUGUCUCUGUUUCAGACUGUGAAAUGACUCUUUAAUCUUACAUUUAUGCAAAGCAUACAUGUUUCCACAGUGGAAAUCACUGUUUUGAGGGAAAUCAUCCUUCAUACAGAAACAGUGGCUGUUGCUGGAGGAGACAUGAUUAGACAAAUAAGGUCAGAGCACACAUUUUCUGAGAUUAAAUCCCUUGAAGUCUUUGAAGAGGUGGAAAGGAGAAGUGUUUGAGGAUGGGCACAUGCAGGAUUUCAUUCUUUGUAAAGGUGAAAAAGCCUGGCCCAUUACAAAGUAUAGAUGUACGUGGUGGUGAACAAAUGUCUCCUGGGCACACAAAUAUGUUUGCAAGGUGCAGAGCACAUUUAGAAGACCUGUCUGAAAGUCGCAUCUCUCUGAGAGGGUCCAGGGUCCCCUCUGGACAUUAAAUCAUCAGAUGGGAUGUUCAGUUCUAAACAAGCAGUGCUCUUUGGAGCCCAGCUACUUUCCCAUAGGCUUUCCCCGCAUUUAGUGAGUCACCGGGAGACGGACAGGCAGGACCACCUGUAUGCAAAAUGCUGCUACUGAUGCCAGUCUUCCAGUCUAAGAGCUGUGCUUGGUCCCUCACGUGUUCGUCCCGCCGAGCGUGUGGGAAGCUGGUUGUGGAAGGCAAAAUAAAGCCCAGCCCAUCAGCAUGCUGGGGGGUCUUCAUUCCCUAAUCCAUUUAGGACGGGCUUUCCCAGCCUGCGCUCUGCAAUGCUUGCUUGUCUCCCUUUCCAUUCCUGAAACUUUGAUCAUGAGGAUUUUGCCUUGCUAAAAGCCAUCCCAGAUCUCCUAACAGCCACUGACUGGCAACAUCUAUUUCCACUUGUGAUCCUCUGCCCACUCUUAAGUCCAGGUGCCCUUACCCAAAAUUAGAAGCUCUUUCUUCUGUAACAGUCAUUGGUCUGAGCUAAGAGCAACUUUUCCUUCUGGCCUGGUUGCUCCCUAUUUCCUUCUCUUUCCUAAGUCUUUUGGCAUUUGGAGGUGGCUGGGAGGUGUUAACAGUCCAGUUUAGCUUUGGUGGCUAUCUGGUCCUGGCAGCUGGGGUUUGGGGAACGAGGAAGUCUCUUCCUUUGGGCUCUUUGAGGAGUUGUUCAUGGCGAAGGGGUGAUGGAGGUUGCGAGGUGGAAUGACUUCUCCUCCAGUCCAGCUUGCUUCAGAUCACCUCCAGAAGGGACUGGCUUCUAGGUACAGCACCAUGCAGGCUGGGAACAAGAAUACAGAGGCAACUGCAAGAUAUUUUUGUGAAGUGUCGCUCUAGUCCGGAUAGGGAUGCAUGGAGAGUUAGCAAUGGCACAGGGGGCCUCUCCGCAGGAGGGAGUUUGUCUUUGAGCAGCAGCAUUGGCAACUGGGCUGGUGAUUCCUCUGCGUGCAGCUAUACCCUGCUAGAGAGACCUGAGCGGAUGCUGGAAAACAGGAGCUGCCAGAGACAGAGCAGAACAGAGCAGAUGUACCAGCAAGAGCCAGACAGCUGGGGAGCAGCAGGGUUUUGCACAGCGACAGCCUGUGAAGGACAGUCUUCUCUUGUUUUCCUGUUAACAGUGAUGUGCUCGCGCAGUUUGCGAUGCCUGCACGAGUUGCGUUAAGUAACGGGUAAAACACAUGGCUCCCAGGCAGCUCCGAGGAGGAGGGAUGGCUGAGCCAGGCUGUGUGUCUGUGUCUUUCUCCCUCCCCAACGUAAUCACCUUAAUAUGAAAUUAAAGGGAAGGCUGCCUGUCAGCGUGCUGACGCCAGCAUUUUGGUGAAACCGCUGGGUGCUGGGUGCCCUGGGCAGUGCGGGUGUCCUUCACGCGGCGAGGACGUGGAGCGGGUGUGCUCUGCUCCAGCAAAGCAGGUGUGUUUGGCCUGAUGCUGGCAAAAUGGCCAUGCAAGAAGUGGAGCUGACAACUAAUUGCGAUAAUAUCUCAGUGGUUAUACGAGAAGUAGGAUGAGAUAAACUGGGCAGGCAGGGAAGUUGGAGCUAAGUGAGAUGCCCGGCUGAAUGGCAGCUCGGUCUUGGCUCUGGAGUCUGUGCUGGAGCCAGCUCGGUGCGCAAGUGCUGUAGAAGGGCUGCCCAAAGGCUUUGCAGGUGGUGCAGCUUCACUCCCAGGCCUGUCUCUGGCUCCGGAUGCCGCUCUGCACUGGCAUUGCUCCUGGGUUUGUUGUCCUGUUUGGGCCGUGAUGCCUUGGUUGGGAAGUACUGGCCAGCAGAAGACUGCUGUUGGCCAACUUUCCGAGCCAAGAGAAGCUGCUCAGCAGCGCAGAGAGACCCCAAGCAAUGUCCAUUUGAUGGGGAAUGCUUGCCGGCCCCGGGGACUUUGGAGCAGGGCUCAAAUGCCAGCAUCUCUCCCUUGUUCAGGAGGGCAUGCAGGACGAGGGCCCCAGUGCAGCACAUUUGGUGGGAAAACACCAAGUUUACACGUGGGGACAUCUACAGAAAGAUCUCAGCUGUGUUGCUAUCUCCGUACUCAAGUUCGUUGGGCCAUCACUGGUCCUGAAGAUCCCCCUGUAGCCCAUGUGUGAGCAAAAUCACCAUUUGUGGAGAGAUGGGACUCAUGGGACAGUGUUUUCCGUGCCUUCAAGCACCAGGAGCUUUAGUGGCUUUUAUUUAAUAGCUGUUUCUAGCCAGGCACCUGCCCCAGAACCUGGAGGCUCCCCAUGUCUUGCACUUCAGCUCUCUGUAGAGUGGAGGCAAGAGGAAUGGUCCAAAUCAGCCUGAGAGUCCAGUGAAGCUGCUAGGAGCCCUGGGGGCACAGGCAGGGGUUUCUGCAGUGCCCUGGCAUCGGUGAACGUUGCUGCAGGUGCGGAAAGCACAAGCAUCACUUAGCACUGUCUCUGCUCGGUGCCCGCUCCCGGGCUGGUAGCCUUUGGCUUGGGCCCGUCAAAAUAUUCUCUGCACAACUGCUGGCGCUGGACGCGUUUGCCGAAAUUAUCACUUUGCAGGUGGGGGACAGGGAGGUUUCCAGCGGGAGUGGAGGCUGCCGGUCUCUUAAAGAUCUGUCGAUUUAAUCAAUAGUGCUGCAUUUCUAAAACACACAAGCGAAGCAGCAGUGAACUGCCCCCGGGCCCCGCGUUGGUGUCAUUGCUGCGCCAGGGGACGUAGCUGCAACGACCGCGUUGCUGCGGCAGUGACAUUCUCAGUGCGGGGCCGCCUGAUAGCACAAGCCAAAAUUUCUCGCAGGUGUUGCAAAAUCGUUCCAGUCCCGAUGGGAGGAAGCAGCCGGCCCAAUGGGCAGGUCUUGUCGUGCCGAAACGCACCUGCACCGUCCAGCUGCUGAUUGUUAAAGGUGUCUCUAACUCCAGAUGUUCACCGUGGCGAGGUCUCUUUGGGCUGCAGCUGCUUGCGCGGAGUCACGCUGGCAGCGGGGGGGCUUCCUCGUUUUCUCUGCCCGACGAGACCAACUCGUGCUGUACCUAGGGGAUGUAGCACUUUGUUCAAUUAAAACAGUGGGAAAUAAAAAGCUGUCCAUCCUC